AAUUCCCCUUAUCAAGGGACAUAGCUGCUGAAGCUUGAAAGUUGGAGACUUCAAACUAGGGUUUCAGCAAGAUGAUCAUUCCAGUGCGCUGUUUCACCUGCGGGAAGGUUAUUGGCAACAAAUGGGAUGAAUAUCUUGAUCUUCUUCAAGCUGAUUAUGCCGAAGGGGAUGCACUUGAUGCACUGAAUUUGGUUCGAUACUGCUGUCGUAGAAUGCUGAUGACUCAUGUUGACCUCAUUGAGAAGCUUCUCAACUACAACACACUGGAGAAAUCUGAGGGCAGUUGAAGCAAUUUCCUGAACUAAUGAGCUUACAAUGUUUAUAUCUAGAACAUUUACUUUUAGCUGUAAUUCUCUUUCUAGUUGCAAGGAGGUGAAGUAAAUUGUUCUCAUAUGAAGGGAGUCUCUUGAAUCGUGUAACCAGUAAACAGUGUGAUACUGCAAGCUACUCUUGAUGUUUUGUUGGUUCUGAAUCUCCUGGUUGCCUAUUUAACAAUAUAUUUGUUGGUGUAGUGGCGCUCGAAAGUUAAAAGUUGAACCUUCUACAAACUCUGUUUUUA
Molecule: messenger RNA, 559 nt
Organism: Solanum tuberosum (potato)
Lineage: Eukaryota; Viridiplantae; Streptophyta; Magnoliopsida; Solanales; Solanaceae
Product: DNA-directed RNA polymerases I, II, and III subunit RPABC5
Exons: 4
Coding region: 72-287 (71 amino acids)
Biological process (GO): transcription by RNA polymerase II; transcription by RNA polymerase I; tRNA transcription by RNA polymerase III
Cellular component (GO): RNA polymerase I complex; RNA polymerase III complex; RNA polymerase II, core complex
Molecular function (GO): DNA binding; zinc ion binding
Source: RefSeq, a predicted model, not a curated record